Messenger RNA from Chilo suppressalis (striped riceborer), 624 nucleotides. NCBI's taxonomy places the organism in Eukaryota, Metazoa, Arthropoda, Insecta, Lepidoptera, Crambidae. The record is from the annotation of a GenBank genome assembly.
AUGCAAACAUUGGAAAGUCCAAAACUUUAUUCUGCAAAAGGAAAAGUGCAUGGUUUGUUCUCAAAUCUUGCCGGAAACGAAACACUUUUAAAAUUGAAUCGAGAUGCCUCUACCUCUGGUGAGAAAAUGCUGUGGCUGUUUCUCCUUGGAGAUUGGGGUAUACAGCCUUUGUCUACUAUCAACUAUGGCAUGCUUGGCGAACAUUGCAGCCGGAGCUUGGAGUCUGCCCAAUCACAAACAAAGGGAGCCAGAAGACAACUUCCUCUCCAUGAGCAUGGUGAUGUUCUCGAGUCUCAGUACUGUCAGCAACCUGGUCGCAAGUGCAGGGGCUUACUUGCGACGGCCGAGCUACCUCCAGCUCUCGUUAUUAUUCAACAUGAUAUUCAUCGCGUGCAUAUUCCUGAUAGCGGUGGUCACCUGCAUCUUCAGCCCGGAACUGAAGCGGUCGCAGUUUCUCGACUCGCCAGGGAACAUCACUCUAAUAGUGAUCAUGAUGAUUGCGGGUGUAGCUUACACCAUAUACUACUUGUCGGUCAUCAACGCAUUCUACCGCAGCAUCAAGGACGAUUGCGAGAGUGCCAUACCCAUAUGAGACAGGGAGAUUUGGUCCGCAGCUUUCCAUAG